Messenger RNA from Protopterus annectens (West African lungfish), 1948 nucleotides. Its product is annotated as putative protein FAM172B. The record is from RefSeq and is a predicted model, not a curated record. The transcript is spliced from 2 exons. Gene Ontology annotation, cellular component: nucleus. Lineage: Eukaryota; Metazoa; Chordata; Ceratodontiformes; Protopteridae. The coding region runs from base 136 to 1212 and encodes 358 amino acids. Gene Ontology annotation, molecular function: siRNA binding. Gene Ontology annotation, biological process: regulatory ncRNA-mediated heterochromatin formation.
UAGUUUGGCUAGUUGAAUGGGGUAAACCCAGGUGAAGAAAAUUCCAAGCAGACUAGCUUGGACCCAGGAAAAUGCUCUGAAGGAGUAACAAUAACAGCAGCUAGAAGCAGCUCUGUGAUUUCAUUUUACAGAACAAUGGAAGAAAAGAUCAGUGGGAACCAACUGACGGAUGAAAGCCCUCAGUCUCUAGAGGAACUAAAAUACUGCUUCAAUGACAAAGGAGAGUUGAGACAUAUACACACAAGUAAGCCAUAUGUUUUCAACUAUUUCACAAAUGAACUUAACAGAAACCACCAGAGGUAUCAAGUUUUGGGUGGACUUAUUACUCAGCAUGUCUAUAGGCUCCUGCAGGAAGACUGUAAACUGAAAAGAGUUUGUAUUCCAGUGAUCUCAGAAACAGGGCAGGCAAGGAGCUUCUUCUUCAUGAGUGAGAAUGCACUAGUAAGCACUUCAAGUCUAACUGUUCUUCUUCAAGAUCAUGGGGUGAUACGAGCUGGCCAGUGGAGCCUGAAGACGAUCGUCCAUGGUUGUCUAAAUCACGGUACACAAAUUCCAUAUAUUCAAAAAGUGCUGAGUGAGUGUGGUGAAAUUAUUGUAUUAAAUCCCAAUGAGAAUUUAUCUGAGAUAAGUACAGAUUCAGCUGAAGCAAAAAGCUAUUCUGUAUCAAAUGAUGAGCCUUUUGACAAUGAAAGUAAGCUGCAUGACAGAGUUAAAAACAAAAGCUUGUGUGUCUCCGCUCAUUGUAGCAGCACACCAGAAGAGCACACUGUUUAUGUCUGGGAUCAUUUCAUAUCUAAAUGUGCUGCUAAGAAUGUUGCCUUCAUAGCUCAUGGGUAUGGUGGACUGGUGUUUGUUGAACUUUUGAUCCAGCGCAAGCAGGAAGUAAUGGAUAGAGUGUUUGCAGUGGCAUUCAUUGACUCCCUGCACAAUGCACAGCAUCAGGGAGCUGACAAUGAAAUCCUUGCCUGGAUAGAAAAACACUGCCAAAACUGGGUGCUGAGUCCAGAACCUGUGGACAGAGUGGUCAGCACCUUGAAAGUAGAUUGUCGUCGGGUUUCUGCUGGAACAGAAAACCACGAGUUAGCUCCAUGGAUUUGCUUUCAGCCUGUCUUCAAAUUUUUCAACAGGACUUUAAAGGCAAAAGAAGCAAUGCUGUCUCGUGUUCCUGUUGUAACAAGAAGUUCUACUAGAAAAAGUAUGUCCCAGCAUUAGCUGUGGCUUUCUGAAAAGAAACAUAUUGUGCAGAAAAGUGGACAUAAGCAGCUCUGGACAGACGGUACAAACGCCCCCCCCCCCUUUCAUGUAUUGGUUGUAUAUGUUGGUAAUACAGAAAUAGUCAUGGAAGGAGUAAGAGUGUAAAAUAAAAAUGUGAAAAUUACUGUAUAAAGAGGUAGUUUUCUUUAAACCCUGUGAAUACUGAUAGAUGUAUGAAAAUAAUCAGAAGAAGCUUUUUGUGCUCUGGGUAUAGAUGAAAACAUUUUCACAUUCUUGGUACUCAACAUACACUAUGAUCCACACCCCCUGCUCAUGCAUAGUAAUAUCUUCUUGUCUGCAUGCAAAGUUUUAUGUGCCUGCUGAUUUGUAGGCCACACCUGUGACUUUUUGUUAUAAACUCCUGAGUCACUUACUGCAUGAAUAUUUUUCUCAACAUCAAAAUGUUAAGAAAUGCUUUGUUUUAGUCUUAUUAAGCUGGUAGUGAUAUGUGCAACUGUGAUUGACUUCAGGUUACAUGUAGCUGCUGACAGUUUUAGGGAUUUAGCUGCAGUAUUUAACAAGCUGAUUGUCUGUCUUUACUGAGUAAGAAGAAGAAUGAAGAUAAACCGAUUUUUUUUUCUUUUCCUGACUGCAUUUGCAAUUAUAUUUACAAGUGGUUCUAAGGAAUGUUUUCAAUCACACAUGCUAAAAAGGACUGCCAUCUUCAUUUUCAGAUUAAAAAAAAUUGUACUAA